CUGCUAUUUUAUUAUUAAUACUACUACUAAUAAUAAUAAUAAGAAGAAGAAUGUGUUCUGUGUUGUGUAAUGUGUUCUGUUUAUUGCUAGUUAUAUUAACAGUGCCUCAAUUUUAAGAAUAGACUAAUCUACAACUGAUUUAACAUAAACGAUGUUUACAGCUUAGUGCUCACAAUAUACAACAUUAAGAGCUAAAUAUUUGUCGUCUUCGUAUUGACAAUAAGGUAAUCUUUGUUGUAUAACAUACAUUUAAAAAUCUAUGUGUGUGUCAGAAUUACAUUUUUUGUAGCCAUUUUUGUAUGCCUUUUAUUUGUUUAAUAUGCUUGCCAUCAACAGUGCAUGUCACUGUGUGUUCAUUUAUGUUUCCAUUCAAAGCAAUGGCUUUGGUAUUCUGUUAAAUAACCUUUUAGUCAAACAACCGCAUCUUUCUAGAGAUUUGAUGAAUAAUGUGUUGUGGGCUGUUGAAAACAGCUGAUGUGCAAAAGCUCACAAUGGAUGAGUGGGACUGAACAGACUGGACGCUUCAUGAAUUUGGUUGGGGUGAAAGGGAGCAGAUUGGUUUGUUUCAGUCUCGGUUAGUCAGUUGUGUGAGCCACUUUGAUUGGGGCAGAUGGUUAUGAAUUUCCAAACAUUCACAUAAAAAAAACCUGAGCAUUAUGCAGGAAUCAGAGGAAUCCAGAGAUAUGGUACAUCUAAAAACUUAAAUUCUUUCUUUUUUAUUAUUACUUUUUAUUCAUUUAUUUUUUUCUGACAAAUGGCUAAAUGCAAUUUGUACAGUUGAUUUAUUAUUUUUUGAAUAUUGUCAUUUGGAUGAAUUUGGUACUCUGAUUGGUACUAUGAUUUUGUGUUAUUGUAUUGUGAGUUAUAUUAUAUCUGAAAGUCAUCAAUUUCAUCUUCUACAGGAAAAAAUUCCAGACCAGAUGGAUGGAGGAAAUAUGAGUGCAGGAAAGAAGAGGGCGGAUUCCAGAGAAAAGCAUCUUUCCUCCUCUGACUGGGACAGAAAAGGGACGUCUGUACCCUUAGUGCCAUCAAACGUACCAAUUCCAGGCCCCACAAACGACCCCAUCAUUAUUUCCAUCGGCCCUCCACAUCGUUGUCCCUCUGUUUCCAGUGAGUCCCAGUACCAGGGUCUCUCGAGAGAAGAUGACUAUGCCAACAGGCAUGGAUGGAGAAAGGAGAACCUACAAUAUCACACGUCAACUGGUGAGGGUGGUGUCCCCAAACAAACUUUGGACGAACUGAAAAGCGUGUUGCGUGAGAGCUCCCUACUCAGUGCAAAAGGGCAAGAUGGAGGAAGGAGCUACCCUCCGGGUCAAAGAGUGGACUGUAAGCCAGACCAGAUGCCAUCUAAGAGUUUCAGCACCUUCAAGCCCCUUUCAGAAGCCAGGAGAGCAUCCAGAGUCAGAGAAGGAAGUUCUAGAUGGGAUUCUGGAGGCUCUUCGAUGACCGAUGGACCUCCAGGCAGGUCUUCCGGUAUGAGUUCACCCACUGCUGAGACGUCCCACUGGGAAGAAGCUGGAACAUCACACUCAGACAACGAGAGGUCACAAGCACUCUCUUUUGCAUCUCAAAGCUUCAUUUCUGAUGUUGAGCACAUAAAACAGCUAAUUGCCCGGGAAAACAUAAGCUUUGUUCGCUUUGAGGCCACUGAUCUUCAUGGCGUGUCCCGAUCCAAGACAGUUCCAGCUCGAUUCUUUCACGAAAAAGCAGUAUAUGGCAUCCCCAUGCCGAGAAGCUACCUGGAGUUAACCCUAAGCCCCAAAGUCAACGAAGUUGAUCAUGCAAGCGCAGCCAACUUCAGCAGUGAUGUCCUCCUGGUCGCAGAUCUCUCCACGUUCCAAAUCCUUCCCUGGGCGGACCAGACUGCUCGUCUUAUCUGUGACCCCUGCACGAUCACCGGUGUGCCACUGCGAACAUCACCCCGCCUCAUAGCCAAGCAGAUGCUCGGCCAACUCCAGAGCAUGGGAUUCUCUAUCCACUCGUCCUUCACGUAUGAAUGCUGCAUCUUCGGGAUCCCUGAACGAGUAGGACCUAAAGCUGUGUUCUUCCCUGCCACCACACUGUUGAGCAACUACGACCUACCCUUCCUGCAGCAGCUAGUCAGAGGGAUGUACUACAUGGGAGUUGACGUCGAGAGCUUCUCAUCUGCAAACGGACCAGGACAGAUGGAGAUUUGCUUCAAACCGAGGUUUGGAAUUGACGCCGCCGAUGGCGCCUUCACCUUCCGCACAGGAAUCAAAGAGAUGGCCAGGAAGUUCGACUACAUCGCCACGUUUUUCACAGACGACAACAUCCACAAUUCCGGCUUACUCUCCCACAGCCUUUGGGAUGCCAGCGGCAGAAGAAGCCUUUUCCACUCAGGCAACGGGGAACUUUCGGAGAUCGGCAAAAAGUGGCUCUCAGGUCUUCUCCAGCAUUCAGCCGCUCUGAGCUGCCUCUUGGCUCCAGGGAUCAGCUGUCGAAACCAGCUUUCCAAAGGCAAGAAAAAUUCCAAGAACCUUCUUUACGCCACAUGCGGCUGCAACGACAACAGCUGCACCUUCAACGUGAAAAUACACGGUGGACGCGAGACUCACAUCGAUAACAAGCUGGGGUCAGCGAUGGCCAAUCCUUACAUUGUGUUGGCGGCCACGAUAGCAGCAGGACUGGACGGUAUUAGACGUAAUCUGAAUGCCGAACAGCUUCUAAGCAAAGCUCCAGGUCAGCAGAAACAGUUCCCAGUCCCUGUUAAAUUGGACGAUGCUUUAGUGGCUCUGGCAGAGGACAGCGUGAUUCGUAGUGCGCUGGGAGAACCCUUUGUGCAGUAUUUUAUUGCCAUGAAGUAUGUAGAGAUUGAGACGCAAGAGCAGGAUGCCGACAAGAACAAGGGACUUGAGUAUUUUAUUUAACUUCUGAACAUGCUGAAUGAUUUUUGUGUAUUUGAAUCCAAGGAAAUACAUUUCAUGUCCCUUUGAUUUGGUAUUAAACAAAAUAAAACCACACAACUGACUGAUAUCAGCUGCAGACUGUCUGACUGAUUUCAUUUACAGCAUUAAUGGGCCUAAAUAGUUUAAACUUUAAACUUCAGAAGUAAUGCUGGAAACAAUUAC
Onychostoma macrolepis is the source of this 3089-nucleotide messenger RNA. It is a transcript of the gene lgsn, whose product is annotated as lengsin, lens protein with glutamine synthetase domain. Gene Ontology annotation, cellular component: cytoplasm; membrane. The coding region runs from base 837 to 2888 and encodes 683 amino acids. Gene Ontology annotation, molecular function: glutamine synthetase activity. NCBI's taxonomy places the organism in Eukaryota, Metazoa, Chordata, Actinopteri, Cypriniformes, Cyprinidae. The record is from RefSeq and is a predicted model, not a curated record. Gene Ontology annotation, biological process: lens morphogenesis in camera-type eye. The transcript is spliced from 3 exons.